Recurvomyces mirabilis is the source of this 1878-nucleotide messenger RNA. RefSeq lists its product as uncharacterized. The record is from RefSeq and is a predicted model, not a curated record. The coding region runs from base 1 to 1878 and encodes 625 amino acids. Lineage: Eukaryota; Fungi; Ascomycota; Dothideomycetes; Mycosphaerellales; Teratosphaeriaceae. The transcript has 2 exons.
AUGCAGAAGAAGCUCGCUGUACCCGUAGCGACAGCAGCGCUCCUCCUCGGGGCGCUGCCAUUGGUAGCUGGCCAUGGCGACCUACAUGAGACCAUGGAGCACAUGGGCGUGACCUCUGCCGACGAUGCAAACUACACCUCGUGGUCGGACGGCUACCCCAGCUACUUCAGACAUGAGAGCUGCGGAGGCUGGAUGGUGGCACAUAUCGCACUUAUGAUCUCCGCCUGGGUCAUCACGAUGCCGAUGGCACUAAUGCUAAGCAUAGCUCGGUCACGAUUUCAUCUGCCAGCUCAGAUCCUGUUCCACGCUUUGAAUGGAGUCGGCGUCCUCACGGGUUUCGUCUACAACCAUGCAACACCGAACUUGUACAAGGGCGAUACGCAUUCGCCUGGUGGCUGGGUGGUGACCUCGGUAACGAUGUUUUGGACAUUCUUAUGCCUGUAUACUGCAUACAGCGAGCACAAGAGCAAGCACGAUGGUGGACACAGGCUGUCGUCCCAGAACAUGGGACGUUAUAGCAUGCUGCAGAACUACAGCGUCCAGACACCGACAACGCCAGUACGAUGGUCGGGAGACUCAGGCAUGGGUAGCUCGAGACACGACAGCUCCGACUCUAUCCAUCAGAAGCCGGAGGAUUCUGAACAACCUAGCCAUAGCGACGAGCGGGGCGACCACGAAGACGAUGAGGAACCCCAGCGUCGAGGCUUCUUGGGCAACAAUAGAGUGAAUCGCUUUCUGUCGAGACACAUGCAACGCUUCUCUACACCUCGGGUCUCGACUGUGGCCCGCGCUUCCCAGAUCGUCCUGGAGAAGCUCUUGUUACUGCUUGGAUUCGGAGCUAUAUGCACAGGAUUCGUCGUCUACGGCGGCAUCUCACGGAAGUGGGAAGCCUUCUCCAUCGCAGCGCACUUCGUCAAAGGCGGCAUCUUCUUGUGGUACGGGGUCCUGACACUCGGCCGCUGGAUGGGCGCCUUCUCGGAAUUCGGCUGGGCCUGGAACAUCCGACCCCAACAACACCUCGUCGCGCGCUGGAAGACCCGCAUGCCCUCAGCAGAGUUCACCGAGUCCUUCGUCAUCUGGCUCUAUGGCGCCAGCAAUGUCUUCCUCGAACACCUGAACAACGCAGGCGGCGAAUGGUCGCCACAGGACUUCGAGCACGUGAGCAUCACUUUCCUGUUCUUCGGCGGCGGGAUGCUAGGGAUGCUCAUCGAUUCGGCUUGGAUUAGGGAAAUGAUGAGCACGAGUGUAGUGCUGCAGAAGAGCAAGGAUUCGCAGCUUGUAGACGCCUCCCGCUUUGACCGCGCAGCCGCUCCCGCCGAUGUGCCGGAUGAGCUUUGGCAGGAGCCGAAGACGUAUCAAUUGCCGCUCAAUCCCAUGCCGGCUCUUGUCAUAAUGCUGUUGGGGAUCAUGAUGUCGGCGCAUCAGCAGAAGAGUAUGGUCAGCACGAUGAUGCAUGCGCAGUGGGGAACGCUGUUCUUCGCUUUUGCGCUCGCACGUGCUGCUACUUAUGUGAUUCUAUACCUCAAGCCGCCGACCUCGCAUUUCCCGGCCAGGCCGCCGACGGAGCUCGUGGCGGCUUUCUGUUUGACUAGUGGUGGAUUGAUGUUUAUGAUGAGUGCGCAUGAUACGGUGUGGGCUAUCGAGUCGAAUGGACUGGACGCCAUGACCGUUUUCACCGUCACUAUGGGGUUGACCGGGCUUAUUAUGGCAUGGCAGUUGAUCUGCUUUGCUGUCAAGGGCUGGGCGACACGCUUUGAACGACGAGCUGCUGGACUUCACGAAGCCGACCAAACGACCAUUGACCCGUAUGACCUCGUCAACUAUCUCCAUGACCUAUCUAUGGUUCUAUGCGCGCAUCUAUACUUCCUUCAGCGUUAA